Molecule: messenger RNA, 1164 nt
Organism: Varroa destructor (honeybee mite)
Lineage: Eukaryota; Metazoa; Arthropoda; Arachnida; Mesostigmata; Varroidae
Source: RefSeq, a predicted model, not a curated record
UCUAACAAACGAGAACCCAGGUUACUCCAUGCUUUAUCAGCAUCAGAACCUGACGGUUCCAACUCCGACGUCCAGCUGAUACGGUUUGCAUAGUCCAUGACACGAGUGAUCGUAUUCAGAUUGAACGCCAAACGGGCUAUAUGCUAUAGCGGAGACUGGUUCGUUGACCGAAAGUCAUAAAAUUAACCAACAUUUUUCGCCGAUAACAACGAACGAUGGGUACAGAGUUAAACAACAUCCGCGAUCAUAACGCGCUAAAUGAUGACACAACUAAAUGUAAUGUGGCUUCAAUACCGAUAACAGAAGCUCAGGAUGUAGAUAACGCAUUACAAUGUCGCAUCUGUUUAGCGGGCGCGAGCAUCGAGAAUCUCACUGUUUCACCGUGCCGAUGUUCCGGUACAAUGGGUCACUUGCACAAAUCUUGUUUGGAUCAAUGGCUCACAGCACGAGAUCAUCAUCUAUGUGAAAUCUGUCUUCAUCCUUUGGGAUCUCCGAGACCCUCUGAACGAGCGUUCUCACAAACGCCAUUAGUACCGCGUCCCCAACUGUUACCUGUUGGCACUGCUAUUCAGCCUCUAGACCCUAUGGGUAUGACGAUGGAUAUAGUCGCCAUGUUGGUGAUGGCCCUAGGUUUCAUGUAUGUUGGCUACGCGUUAAUGCAGCAGAGUCCUGAUCCUGUCCUUAUUGGCAAGGAGAGUACACGCCAUGCUAACACAGCAUCGAAAGAGGGUCGUCGACCCACUAUUAGCCAGAGAGAAGGCCAGCAGCAAUCGAAAGAUACCAACCGUGAACACGCUAAUACAAGGUCAGGAAUCGAGGUGACCAUCUUUUGUGCAGUGGCGCUUUUCUUAAUCUUGCUGUCAACGUGUGGUAACGUGGCUGUUCAAUUUCUGCGAGUUCCAAGACCUAGAAGAAAUAGAGGCGCUGUUCCUGAUCAAGGAGGCUUUACGCUGGCGCCAGAAUCUGGCCGUGUGGUUUGAGACUAGACCCUAUGUGCCAGGAGCUUGUCUUGAACACAAAAGCAAAUAAUAAGAUUGCUAGCGAGGUAAACGUUUUAAGGAACACUUUAAUCUGUUGUUGUGUUGGGAAUAACGUGGAUCGCGCGAAAAACGCAUUUGUUUUUGGUAGCCAAAGGCACAAUAUUACAUAAUUCUAUUGUUCAUA